Messenger RNA from Medioppia subpectinata, 1831 nucleotides. The record is from the annotation of a GenBank genome assembly. NCBI's taxonomy places the organism in Eukaryota, Metazoa, Arthropoda, Arachnida, Sarcoptiformes, Oppiidae.
GACAAGAGUUUUCCGGAUUUGCUUCAAAAGACAUUGAAUUGAGUUUUGUUUCCGGACUCAAGAGUUGGAUCACUUGUGGACACGAUUUGUGCGGUUAUAUCACUGGUUUGGAUGUGAUAUCCAUUGCAUGGGAUUGUGUGCAUCACUCGACACAUGUCUAGUUGGAUGAGAUGAAUUACGCCAAAGCCAUGGAAAACAGUGGAGAACUACUCAACGAUUGCAUCAAAUUAGUGAAACUCAACCCAAACAACGCUUUGAGUAUGGCCAACGUAUCGCCGCAGAGCCAAGCGAUGGCAUUGUCUUCAAACAUCAAUUUAGUUGAUUUGGGAAAGAAGUUGUUGGAGGCGUCGAGGAAUGGCGAGACCGAAGAGGUGCGCGCACUCAUGCAGUCGGGCGCCCCCUUCACCACCGAUUGGUUGGGCACAAGUCCUCUGCACUUCGCCGCACAGUUCGGUCACUCGGAAACGGCCGAAGUGUUACUCCGGGCGGGAAUCAGUCGCGACGCGCGAACCAAAGUGGACAGAACUCCGCUCCAUAUAUCGGCACAAGAGGGACAUCUGGCGAUUGUCUCACUACUCAUUAUGCAUGGAUCCGAUGUGGACGCGAAGGACAUGCUUCGGAUGACACCUCUUCACUGGGCCGUCGAGAGGGGCCACACGGAUGUGGUCGAGUGUCUGCUCAGUAAUGGCGCCGAUAUUAACAUUACGAGUAAGUUUGAAAAGACUCCGAUCGACAUCGCCUACGAUAAUGGAAGACUCGAAAUGGUUCCCACUCUUCAGAAAUAUGUGGGAAUCGCUCGACCGAAAGCCGAUCCAAAGCCAACAUCUGCUCCGGCGGUCAAAAUGAGACCAAUAGUAUUACCCAAUAAAGCGAACCGAACCUCAAAAUCACCGAAAAAUUAUUUGCAUACAAAUAAACCCGUAUUUCCGACUGGAGUUAACUGGAAGAGAGAGGACGGAAAUACGGCGAACCCAGUAUUGGCCACAUUAGCGGCGUUGGCGGCCGCGGGAUCUGGUUGUUCGGUAGGCGAUGCUCUGCAAUGGCUGGAAAGUCAGGGCAUAUCAGUGAACAGUUCUGCCACCGAUUCUGCGAUAUUCCAGAACGCCUUCGAAAGCGGACAAACCAUGUCUUUGACUGAAGCGGGAAAACAAGCGCUCAAUUUUGUGAAAGACCAACACUUGCAAAGACCCACUCAAUCCGUGACCACCAGUGCGAACACAAAUGCCAAUUCAAAACUGAUCACAAUAGUGGCCGACAGCGCACAACUGCCGCAAAUCAUAAACAGCUCGUCAGCGACGCCUAUAGUAGUAGUGAGCGGUUCGCAGGACUCGCAUGAAAUGCAAUCUCAAAAGUUGACUCUUAAUAGAAAGAAUACGAAUACUAUUUAUACCAAAAUACAAAACAAACCGUUGACCACAACUACUGCCAGAAUUAACAGUAUAUCGAAAGCACCGAAUAUAUCGAGUAUAAAACAUGUGGUGAUUUCUAAUUCGUCGACUGAUUCCAGUUUUGAUGAUAUUGUCAAAGAAAGGGAUCGACUUUCGCAUGAAUUGAAGACAACUAAACAACUUUUAGAAGAAUAUAAGAAUCAGUUAUUAGAAAAAGAUAAACAAUUAGAGAAGAAUCGACAGGAAUUGGAGAAAUUGCGAGCCAUUCAUAAAUGAUUGAAAUCGACAUCUAAUUUAAAAGCCAUAAUUGUAUAAAAUUUCACGUUAAUUAUAAAUAUAUCUAUAUUUCUAUUGUAAUCAUGUUUUCAUUAUAUGAUAUAUCGACUAAUUAUUGUAAUAAUAAUAACAACACCUCUUAUAUAAAACGGGAUUUGUGUAAUAAA